AUGUCGUCCCAAGCCCCUCACCCCACCCUGUUGAUCCCAGGGCCCAUUGAAUUCGACGAUGCUGUGCUACAGUCCAUGUCCCACUAUGCUGAGAGUCAUGUCGGCCCUGGGUUCGUCAAGACCUUUGGAGAAACGUUGACCUUGGUUCGGAAACUCUUUCAGUCCACCAGCCCGACGGCGCAACCAUUCGUCAUCUCGGGCAGUGGCACCCUCGGCUGGGAUAUUGUGGCUUCCAGUUUGAUCGAGAAGGGCGAGAAUGCCCUUGUCCUGCACACCGGCUACUUCGCCGACUCCUUCGCAGCCUGUCUGGAGGCCUACGGAGUCAACGCGACACAGCUCAAGGCCCCUGUCGGGGAGCGCCCGUCUUUCGAGCAGAUCGAGCAAGCCUUGAAGGAAAAGCCCUACAAGAUCAUCACCAUCACGCAUGUGGACACCUCCACUGGCGUGUUGAGUGACAUCAAGCGUGUGGGGGAGAUCGUCCGUCGGGUCAGCCCCGAGACUUUGGUGGUGGUCGACGGAGUGUGCAGUGUCGGCUGCGAGGAGAUCGCCUUUGAUGCCUGGGAUAUCGACGUGGUCCUCACCGCCAGCCAGAAGGCCAUCGGAUGCCCUCCAGGUCUCAGUAUCCUGAUGGUUUCCGGCCGGGCCCUGGAGCGCUUCAAGUCCCGCCAGACGCCUCCCGCAUCGUACUAUGCCUCGCUCGGCAACUGGCUCCCGAUCAUGCAGAACUAUGAGAACUUCAAGCCCUCCUACUUCGCGACUCCGCCUACUCAGCUGGUGCAUGCCCUACACACCACGCUGUCCCAGAUCACCGCCGGCUCCAUUGCCGAGCGGUUUGCAGUCCACGUACAGGCGUCGGACCGUGUCAAGGCUGCCGUCGCCGAGCUCGGCCUGUGCCAGUUGGCCAGCAAGCCGGAGAACCAGGCCCAUGCCAUGACGGCGAUCUGGCUGCCCGAAGGUCUGACCCCGCCAGACGUCCUCCCGGGUCUGUUGAAGCGCGGAGUCAUCUUUGCAGCCGGUCUGCACAAGGAAGUCGCCACUAGAUACAUCCGAUUCGGCCACAUGGGUGUCAGCGUCACCUCGGGACGCCCGGACAUUGACAAUGCAAUUGCCGCCUUGAAAGAAGCGAUCACGGAGGCUAAGCAGGCUAAGGGACUGUAG
This is a messenger RNA of Aspergillus tanneri, 1158 nucleotides long. RefSeq names its product alanine--glyoxylate transaminase. NCBI's taxonomy places the organism in Eukaryota, Fungi, Ascomycota, Eurotiomycetes, Eurotiales, Aspergillaceae. Gene Ontology annotation, cellular component: peroxisome. The record is from RefSeq and is a predicted model, not a curated record. The coding region runs from base 1 to 1158 and encodes 385 amino acids. Gene Ontology annotation, molecular function: L-serine:pyruvate transaminase activity; L-alanine:glyoxylate transaminase activity. The transcript is spliced from 2 exons.